This is a messenger RNA of Rangifer tarandus platyrhynchus (Svalbard reindeer), 345 nucleotides long. The record is from the annotation of a GenBank genome assembly. Lineage: Eukaryota; Metazoa; Chordata; Mammalia; Artiodactyla; Cervidae.
AUGGGAUUCGCCAACUGUCUCCAAGGGCAAGAAACGCCAAUUAAAAGUUUUUCCAAAAUCAAUAUAUACAAAUUUUUUAAAACCCAUAAAUUUGACAGGAGCGAAAAUGAAAGCUGCGUGAGUGUGUGCUCAGUCGUGUCUGACUCUGUGGCCCUGUGGACUGUAGCCCACGAGGCUCCUCUGUCCAUGGAGUCUUCCAGGCAAGAAUAUUGGAGUGAGUUGCCAUUUCCUACACCAGGGGAUCUUCCCAAUCCAGGGAUUAAAUGCAUGCCUCCUGCAUUGGCAGGUAGAUUCUUUACGACUAGUGCCACAUGGAAAACCCAAAAUGAAAGCUACUACAUGUAA